Ornithodoros turicata is the source of this 1967-nucleotide messenger RNA. RefSeq names its product D-2-hydroxyglutarate dehydrogenase, mitochondrial-like (gene D2hgdh). The transcript has 8 exons. The record is from RefSeq and is a predicted model, not a curated record. Gene Ontology annotation, cellular component: mitochondrion. Gene Ontology annotation, molecular function: FAD binding; catalytic activity. NCBI's taxonomy places the organism in Eukaryota, Metazoa, Arthropoda, Arachnida, Ixodida, Argasidae. Bases 388 to 1926 code for a protein of 512 amino acids.
AGCACUCGUUCAUGCUUUCGUAUGUGUGUGCACGGAGUGCAAAUAUAGAUAAAAAAAAAUAGAAAGGAAAGCAGAUGGGGGAAAGAAGCAGUAAGGCAAACAUUACAGAACAGCGAGAAACUUCCGGGUUUGCCUUGUGAGCUAUCACGUGCCCCGCUACUUGAAACUCAUAUGACUGUCACGUGAAUCUGAAAAGUCGUCGAAUCGUCAUUGAAGCAGAUUGAAGUGAUAGGGUGAUAGGUAAUUGGCAUUUUGCCGUCGUACGACGGUGAAGUGCGAAGUGGGUGGAUCUCUAUGCGGCCCGUGGCAUCCCUUUUACAGAUUAAACUGGAAGUGAAGUAAAAAGAAAUAAUACUACACACUUUUGGCCGACCAAGCUACUGCACAAUGAUGUUUUCUGCGGCUCACGGGAGUAAGGUGUGCCCACUGCUCCGGCGGAGCAUUCAAGUACUGAGCCCUCCGGGCAACUUCGCGACGCUUCGUGCCCUGGGAACGGCAUCCCCUUUGACUGAAACGCGUGUCAGCGAAACGCGUGGCCAAUACGCUUCACUAAAAGAUGCUGACGUACGGACCUUUGAAAAUCUGCUUGGGAGCGACUGUGUGCUGACCGAUCCAUCAGAUGUGGAACCAUUCAACUGCGACUGGUUGAAGACGUGCAGAGGGUCAAGCUCGCUAGUGCUGCUACCACGCACAACGGAAGAAGUCUCGGCAAUCUUGCAGUACUGCAACGAGCACAACUUGGCUGUGUGUCCACAAGGCGGCAACACGGGACUCGUGGGAGGCAGCGUACCAGUCUUCGAUGAAGUUCUGCUGUCUACAAAAAAGAUGAACAAGAUCGGCAGUCUGGAUUCAUUGUCAGGUGCUGUCACGUGUCAGGCGGGCUGCAUCUUGGAAACCUUGGACGAUUAUGUUGGAAAUGAAGGCUACGUGGUUCCACUUGAUCUUGGUGCAAAAGGAUCUUGCCACAUCGGAGGCAAUGUUUCAACAAAUGCGGGGGGGCUUCGUCUUCUGCGAUACGGCUCUCUGCACGGCACUGUUCUGGGCUUGGAAGCUGUUUUAGCGAAUGGAAAAAUUAUAAACUGCCUCCAGCGUCUGCGAAAAGACAACACGGGCUACGACUUGAAGCAACUUUUCAUUGGUUCCGAGGGAACGCUAGGUGUAGUAACUCAGGUGGCCCUGCAGUGUGCACCAAGGCCGGCAACCUCCUGCGUCGCGUUUCUGGGUUGUCAGACCUUCAACGGUGUCCUGCAGACGUUUAGGGCAGCCAAGGGUAUGAUGCCGGAGUUCUUAUCUUCGUUUGAAUUCAUGGACAGCGAAUCGAUCCGUUGCUUGGUCGAGAACAGAGGAUUUACGAUCCCUGUGAAGGAGCACCCUUUCUAUUUACUAAUCGAAGUUUCAGGUUCUGAGGAGGAUACACUGGAGGACAGUUUGCUAAAAUUUGUGGAAAGAGUGAUGAAAGAGGAUUGGGUCCUAGAUGGAACGAUGGCGAAAGAACCGUCGCGCGUAAAGGACUUGUGGCGGAUUCGGGAAACCAUACCGGAAUCCCUCCUCCACGACGGGUACAUCUACAAGUACGACGUCUCCGUACCGCUCAAGUGUUACGGUGACGCGGUAGGACUGAUUCGCAGUCGAGUGGGGGACCGCGCAGUACGCGUGUGCAGUUUUGGUCACAUGGGUGACAGCAACCUGCACCUCAACGUCACCUCCCGCACGUUCAGCGCGGAAAUACUGGCACAGAUAGAACCUUUCAUCUAUUCCUGGACGUCCUCCUUACAAGGUAGCAUCAGCGCUGAGCACGGAAUAGGUCUUUUGAAAAGGAAAUAUUUGCAAUACAGCAAAACACCAGCAGCGAUUGAGACCAUGCGACUGCUCAAGCAGUCGAUGGACCCAAAGGGGAUUUUAAACCCGUACAAAGUGAUUCCAUAGGCAUAAAAAAAAUUGCGCUAAUAAAAUGGUUUGAUGUUUUA